Macrosteles quadrilineatus (aster leafhopper) is the source of this 5269-nucleotide messenger RNA. RefSeq names its product protein phosphatase 1 regulatory subunit 12A-like. The record is from RefSeq and is a predicted model, not a curated record. The transcript has 24 exons. Gene Ontology annotation, biological process: signal transduction. NCBI's taxonomy places the organism in Eukaryota, Metazoa, Arthropoda, Insecta, Hemiptera, Cicadellidae. The coding region runs from base 18 to 2981 and encodes 987 amino acids. Gene Ontology annotation, molecular function: phosphatase regulator activity; protein kinase binding; enzyme inhibitor activity. Gene Ontology annotation, cellular component: cytoplasm.
UAUGGCGUGUAGUAGAAAUGUCAAUGGAGGCUCGUUCUAGUUCAGCUCUUUUUAAAAGGGCCGAACAGUUAAGGCGAUGGGAAGAAUCAGAAACUAAUCGUGAAUCUACUGUUGUUCCUGAAAAGUCCAGAAAAAUUAAGUUUUCCGCGGAUUGUGUGUUUUUAGCUGCAUGUGCAGCAGGUGACAAGGAGGAGGUUUUACGUUUGCUGGAACAAGGAGCUGUGAUUGACACAGUAAACGUUGAUGGAUUAUCUGCUUUACACCAGGCUUGUAUUGACGACAACCUAGACAUGGUUGAGUUCCUGGUGAAGCAUGGAGCAGAUGUCAACAAAGGAGACAACGAGGGGUGGACGCCUCUACAUGCUACGGCCUCUUGCGGCUUCAUCAGCAUAGCCAAGUUCCUGAUAGAGCACGGGGCCAAUGUGGCGUCAGUCAACAAUGACGGUGAACUGCCAGUGGACAUUGCAGAGUCCGACGAAAUGGAGGAUAUGCUGCAACAACACAUAGACGAGCAAGGCAUAGACUGUGACGAGGCCCGCAAUGAGGAGGAGCGUAUGAUGUUGAAGGAUGCAAGGGAGUGGUUGGCGAUGGGAGAGAUACGUGAGGAGUUACACAGCAAGACAAGAGCAUCUGCGUUACACGUGGCUGCUGCCAAGGGCUACAUCAAUGUCAUUGAACUACUGCUGCAGGCGGGUGCUGAUGUAGACACUCAGGAUGCCGACGGUUGGACUCCCCUACAUGCAGCAGCCCACUGGGGUCAAAAGGAAUCAUGUGAAAUGCUGAUUCAGCAUAUGUGCGACAUGGACACUAAAAAUCUUGUUGGUCAGACAGCCUUUGACGUGGCAGACUCGGAGAUGGUGAAGGUGCUGGAGGAACUGAGGAAAAAACAAGAAAGUUUAAGGAGAGAGAAGGGAGACCUGAUCAUCAACAAGCGGCACAGUCAGAGGAUAUUAGAAAAGGCUAAAGAGAAGGAACGACAAAUGAAUGAGGAAAAUACACCUAUUGAGAUCGUGCCUCAAGUACAACUGAAGAUCCAACCUGAACCUAGUGAAGACAGCAGAGUUGCUGCAUUAGAAGACGAGGAAAGUGAUGAUGAUGACACAUCUGAUUCAUUGGAUAGUUCCUAUGAUGAUGAUGAUGAUGACUCUUUAAGUUAUGAUAUUUAUGAGGAGGAAAAGAACAACAGAGUCAACAGAGACGAACAGACUAGGAUACAAAAUUCAACAGAAGUCGCAAAACAAGUUCCUAUUACACCCGCUCCCAGUUCGCCGCCCAAGCAAGGCACAGCGGAGAAUGACGACUCAGUGACUCCUUCUUGGAGGCGACCAGGCUCCUUCAGAAGUAGAGGCGGAGGAGAUUUAUCUAACAAGACACUACCUCUGAGGAUAGGUGAGAAUGAGCCAGCAGAGAAGAUAACCUCUCCUACAGGACCUCCCCGAGUCAUCGCUCCGGAGGAGAAGGACAAGGAGAUCGGUCUGAGGCGCACACAGAGCUUCGAGGCGGACGAAAAGUUCUACCGCCGCUACCUGGAGCUGAGAGCCAAGAUCAAUGCAGGGACGUCGUGUCCCACGCUGCAUCCCCCGCACACCCCCGGUCGCACCCCCACACGCUCCGCCUCGCUCAAAGAGAAGUGCUUCCCGAGGAGGGGAUUGGUGCGAGAGGACACUCGGUUGCCACUUCCCCCCUCCACCCCAGCUCUAGUCAUCCCUCCCACCUCUACAACAACCUCCCCCUCUGCUACUACCCCUACUUCCUCUCCCUCGUCAGCUCCGUCCACACCUACGUCAACGUCCAGCCCACAAUCUCAUCCUAGCAUACGCAGCGGUGUAAUGGCCAUGAUCACCGGAAGCCCUUUGCAGACCCCUACCACUCCUACAACUCCCGGGGGUAGCAAAUUAAGUCCCGGAAACAUCUUUAAAAAUUUCUUCAAAUCGUUUGUGCCGCCGGUGCGAGACGAGGAGAGUGAAACACAGCGUAAGGCGCACGCCAAGCGAGUGAGAGAAACACGGCGGUCGACGCAAGGAGUGACACUGGAGGAGAUCAAAUCUGCAGAACAACUGGUGAAGAAGAAGCAACAACAACAGCUGCAGCAGGCAACUCAACAACUGAGCGGCAGCGAUCAGUCGCCGGACAGUGAAGAGCCGCUACACAUAACUGCCACAAUCACGACGGCGGAACCUACAGUGGCACAGUCGGGCGAGCGCCGGCCCUCGUGGCGCCUCCGUGUAGACAACGGCAGCAAGUUCAUGUUGGAAGACGCAAGAACAGAGCCGAGCAGAGCGUCCGCCCCCGCACUGGAGGCAGCUCUGAGACGUCCCUCGGUCACCACUACCCCUCGCCCUGCCUCAGACCCUGCGGAUACAUCCGUCACACUGCCACUGAGACGACCCUCUCGUCCACCUGAUGACAAAGAUCAAGACAAGGAAAACGACAUCAGGAACGCUCAGGCAACCCAGGCUGUGAUCCAGCGAAGAAGAAGACCCAAGAGAAGAUCAACAGGAGUGGUCCAUGUUGACAUGGAUGAGAUUGAUCCUGACAGACAGGACAAUGCUGGUGGAGUCGAUGGUGAAGACGUUCAUGUCAACAAUACAGAGAGUGGAACCGAGAGAUCAGGCAGAUCUUCAAGGCUAAGUUCAUCAACCGAUGGUGAAGCAACUGCCAAUGGAGAGAUCGAUUAUAAGAAGCUUUAUGAAGAAUCUCAGCAAGAAAAUGAAAGGUUAAGGGAGAAAUUGAAAAAAACAGAAGAAGAUCUCAAGGAAUCCAAAACGCAAGCAGAAAAAAAUGCUUCUCCUGGAAAAAAUUCCAUGUCAGAAAUGGAAAAGCGUGAAAGGCGAGCUUUGGAGAGGAAGCUUUCCGAAAUGGAAGAAGAACUCAAGCAAUUACAAAAGCUCAAAGCAGAAAACGAAAGAUUGCGAGCGGAAAACCGAGCGUUGACUCGUGUUGUGUCCAAACUUACUGCCUCUGCGAAUGUCGGCAAAUAGCUAAUUGAAAAGCUGAAAUGUGAAAAUCAGAAGCUGAAGGAUGAGAAUGGAGCUUUAAUAAGGGUGAUCAGCAAGUUAUCCAAGUGAUGGGUGGUACCAACACGACAACUCGUAUUUUCCCUUCGCUCGGUUUUAUUUAUUUAUUAUAGUCUAAUUGCUAUUAUGUUUAUUGAAUACCUGGCAUCGUUCGGGCCGGUUAGGUCCAUGGCCGUUACCAAACGUUGUAUAUAGUUUCCUAUGAGAGUUUAGUACUACAUACAUGUAUACAUUUGUUUAUUAAUUUUUAUAUAAAAAUUAUUACAUAAGGCCAGUGACUACCACAGUGUCUUGAUAUCAGUGUGAUAUAAAAUAUCACAAACCAAAACAAUUGAUUGGUUCGUUAGUCAAAGAUUAGAGGAAAAACUACGUAUUAAUUUUGUGAUUUUAAAAGUAGUGUAUGAUUAACAAUGGAAAAUUCAGUUAUUGGCUUGAAGCAUUUCACCAGCAUUUAAAUAUUUAACUAGCUUUAAUUCAAAUUUUAAAUCAUUCCUGUAGCUCUCUGUAGAAUUAUGGUAUGAUUAACUGGUCAAAAUAUAAACACAUUAGCUUUGAUAAAAUAUCAAUUAUGAAUCUAUUCUAUUAAAAAUGUGUAUUAUGUUUUUUGCUCCUUAACUGGUUGAUGAUCACACAAAAAAUGAACAGCUAUAUUAAAAAGAGAUGGAGUUUCCAAUUUUUCAUUAUUAAUUCAAUUAUAUAUUUUGAGCAGAAAGCAAAAUUUGAAAUACUAUACUCCAAAAACUUUGUUCUGGGUUCAACAUAACAUGUUUUUAUUGUUUUUACCAGUCCUCUGUAUUACUUGGAUUAAAUAAGUAGUGUUAUAAUAGCCUCAACUAUCUACAUUGAAAAAAUAUAAUUACAAACUAGCAAACUACCGUCACAUUCACUGAUCUUGCUAAAAUACAUUGGAAACCAACAAGAGAGGUUGAUUGUGAAGCUUUGGUGAUUUUAUCAUCUUAAUAGUUUUCUCUUCCACAUACAAUGUGCACUUUAACAGAGAUACAAAUUACUAUUUCAAGCUAACUACACAAUUUUGAACAGUGACGUAUCCCAAAAUCUUUAAAAACUAUUUUUUAAGGUCUAAUUUUUAUUUUUGAUCUAUAAGUUCAUGGUACUAGGUACUUGAGAUUUCCCUCCAAGCGACUUCAUAAGAACAUCACUGAAGUAUCAGUUGUAUAUAAGUGAAAAAUAACAUGUAUAGUUCUUUAGCUGUUUUACAUAUCAGAAUAUUAAACUAACAUCUUCAUAAUUUAAAAGUUCAACUUAUUCUUCACACUUAAAUAUUUCUAAAUUUUAGCCCAUUGCAUGAAAGUUAGGUGUCGUCCAUAAAAUGUGCUUGUUGAAUUUUGAUAGACCUGAUCAAUUUUUGUAAAUAAUAGCAUUGUGCACAAUCUUCCAAUAACAUUGAAUAAUAUGUUUAGUACAUUUUAAACGUAUGGACAAUAAGGUUUAUAUUUAUAACCAAGUAUCAGCCUAAAAUAUUAGUUUCAUCUGUUACUGGUAUCUAUUUAAAAAUUUUAUAAUCGUACAUUUUGUUAUUAUCCGAAAUUUAUUUAAUGUGAAACUAUAAUUAAAAUCUCUUUAUGUUAUAGAACAGGGAACACCAGCAAAUAAACAUUUAUUGCAUGUAAUGAAAAUGAGGAGCAAAAACUAGGUUUUAGUGUUAUAACACAGCAGCUAGUAGGAACAAGAGUAAAAUGACAGAACAUGGGUAAUAAUUAUGGUUUAAUUUAUUCUAUACAAUAGUUUUAUUAUUUCGUUAAAUUAUUCUGUGUUUGUAUUCGUUUUAUUUUUCAUUUUAAGCUUUUGUGUGUAUUUGUAGGUCCAAAGUAAAUGUUUAUUUUCUAGUCCUUAGGUUUUAUACCUGUUCGAUUGUAGAUAGAUACAACAGUUAAGACUAUUUGGGGUUAUGAGGGACUUUUUUUGUACAUCUUAGUGCAAUACUCGUCUUAAAACUAUUGUUAAACUUGUAUAGCAAGUUUGCAAAUAGCACUCGUUAAAACAUUUCACACCAUUUUAAUAAAUUCUUGUACAAAUAGAUGUCUGAUAUUUAAAUUCUUUACUGUUGUAUUUCUGCCGGUUAUCUUUUUUUACACCGGUAUCUUUUAAGGUUAAAACGAUGUGCCUUUUGCUUCAUAUAAGUUGAAAACUCUUUGUCUAUAUUAUUGUAUAUCUUGUAAAAUUAAGAGUUUUAGUAAAUUUUAUGUGGCUUUGUUAUUUCAAUAUGCAAAUAAAAGUCGAGAUUUGUUUAA